Messenger RNA from Lolium rigidum, 1506 nucleotides. RefSeq names its product putative serpin-Z8. The record is from RefSeq and is a predicted model, not a curated record. Gene Ontology annotation, molecular function: serine-type endopeptidase inhibitor activity. The transcript is spliced from 3 exons. The coding region runs from base 1 to 1506 and encodes 501 amino acids. NCBI's taxonomy places the organism in Eukaryota, Viridiplantae, Streptophyta, Magnoliopsida, Poales, Poaceae.
AUGACCGAUCUCGCCGCCCGCCUCACCAAGCGACUCGCCGACGCAAACAAAAACGUCAACCUGGUCUUCUCGCCGCUCUCCAUCUACGCCGUCCUCGCGCUCCUGGCCGCCGGCGCUGGCGGGGCAACCCUGGAGGAGAUCCUCCGCGUCUUAGGCGCGCGGUCGCGCCGCGAGCUAGAGGACUCGGUGGCGUUUCACCGGGAGGGGCCCCUCAGAGACAUGUCUGAGUCCGGCGGGCCGAGCGUGGCGUUCGCGUACGGCGCGUGGAGCGACCUGACGCGGCCGAUAAAGCCGGCCUACCGCGACGCCGUCGUCGGCACCUACAAGGCUGAGGCCAGCGUCGUGGACUUCCUCAACGAUCCAGAGCAGGCAACGCGGCAGAUCAACACCUGGGUCGCGGAGGCCACGAGGAACCUCAUCACGUCCGUCGUACCUCCGAGAUCUCUGGACCCGAACACCAGGCUCGUGCUAGCCAAUGCUGUCUACUUCAAAGGCAAGUGGAACCUGGCGUUUGACGAGAGACAGACCACGAACAAGCCAUUCUACCGGCUCGAUGGCACUGCCGUCAACGUCCCGUUCAUGACCAACUACUCUAGGCACUACAUCGCGGAGCACGACGGAUUCAUGGUGCUCAAGCUACGCUACAAGAGCUCAUCAUGUACCCGAUUACACCACUGCAUGUGCAUCUUCCUCCCGGACUCGCUCGACGGCCUAGGGAGCCUGCUGGACAAGAUCACGUCAUCCCCAGACUUUCUGCGUGAGCACCUGCCACAGAGCACGGUCAGGGUAGGCCAGUUUCAGGUGCCCAAGUUCAAAAUUUCCUUUAAUAGAAGCGUCACCGCCGUCCUCAACGAUUUGGGUCUCCGGCUACCUUUCACUCCAGAGGCCGACCUCUCUGACAUGCUUGAGGAAGGCGGCUCCGACUUGCCGCUCCUCGUGCAUGACGUCUUCCAAAAGGCUGUCUUCAUCAUCGAAGAGGAGUCACACACAGUCAUCUUUGCGGGACAUGUUGUCGACCCUAGCAAUGGUGCCGGAGUGGCGAUCCCGUUCCCUGCCCCGUUUCAGGAGUACACCACAACAAAAAGAAAUUGUGACGAGGCCACUGAUGUAUAUGGUUCAUCUUUCCCUGCAUACAGUCCGGUAUCGCCUGCAUACAGCAGUCCGGCAUCAUCGGUAUAUGAUCCAGCACUCCCCGCUCGUCCAGUAUCGUCGAUAUAUAAUCCAUCACCCCCUAGGUACAGCCCAAUAUCGCCGGUAUACAGACCGACUGUUCCGUUUGAGUCGGACAGGAGCGGUUACAUAAGCAUGUUCCUGUUCGUCAUUGCGAUGGAUGUGCUCCCUGCCAUGUUCCGCUUCGUGGAAGACACCAGUGCCCUCUCAGACCUCUCCUCCAUUGGGAUCCGCCAUCGGGUGUCCCUCUACGCCGACGACGUGGUCGUGUUUGCGAGGCCAAAUGCAGCUGACGGUGGUUUGGGGAACCCUUGGUUGCUUUGCUGCGGCUUCUAG